Molecule: messenger RNA, 525 nt
Organism: Recurvomyces mirabilis
Lineage: Eukaryota; Fungi; Ascomycota; Dothideomycetes; Mycosphaerellales; Teratosphaeriaceae
Exons: 3
Coding region: 1-525 (174 amino acids)
Source: RefSeq, a predicted model, not a curated record
AUGCAGGCGGUCGCGGUACGUAAUGCUCAGAAGGAGCUGGUUGCAAGUGCCACCGAUCUAUGGGUCGGCAAAAUCAGUGGCAAUCUGAGCCACCAAUUGCAUGAGUACUGUAUCAUGCUACGCGACCUGGACUACAUGGAGGAGAAAGCAAAGAAGGGGUACGAUGCCGAUCCUUUUCUGCUACAGACAGAUAAACGGUUCGAACGCGACAUGAUGCUGAGGCCGGCCUUCUCGAUCCUUCUGUGGUGUCUACACAGCUACCAGAUGUCCUGGACCAUGACCAGCCUCGCCUAUCAGGGAUGGGAAGAAACGCACGGCAGCGCCAAGAAAAAGCUCGAAAUCGAUCUUUGGCUGUGGCGUGUGCCCUGGCAGGAGCUCGUCACGACAUCAGUGUUCGUCCUUGCUUUUGCGCUCGGCGGUGCACUAUUCAGCGAUCUGAAGCCUGCGGAGAUCUUGGCUGUGACUGCUGGGUAUGCCGCGGUGCUGGUUGUGUUUGUUGGUAGCUCACAGCGAAAUACUUCUUGA